Molecule: messenger RNA, 1725 nt
Organism: Abrus precatorius (Indian licorice)
Lineage: Eukaryota; Viridiplantae; Streptophyta; Magnoliopsida; Fabales; Fabaceae
Exons: 2
Coding region: 1-1725 (574 amino acids)
Biological process (GO): DNA integration
Molecular function (GO): nucleic acid binding; RNA-DNA hybrid ribonuclease activity
Source: RefSeq, a predicted model, not a curated record
AUGCCGUUCGGUUUGAAGAAUGCAGGAGCAACAUACCAGCGACUCAUGAACAAAAUUUUUGAAAAACAAGUGGGUAAAUGCAUAGAGGUGCAUGUGGACGACAUGGUAAUUAAAUACCUCGCAUUGAAGCAACAUCUUGACCACUUAGAGGAGGUAUUCGGAGAAGCCAGAAAGCAUGGUAUGAGGUUUUAUCCUGAAAAAUGCACAUUUGGUGUAAUUGGCGGUAAAUUCUUGGGUUUCAUGUUGUCUAAAAGGGGGAUUGAGGCAAACCCCGACAAAUGUAGAGCCAUCAUCGACAUGGCCAGCCCUCGAAAUGUCAAGGACGUUCAACAACUGACCGGGCGGAUUGCAGCCCUCGCUAGAUUCUUGCCAAUAAUGGCAGAAAGUGGAGCUGGGGUCAUUCUUGAAGGACCGAAUGCAUUCGCCAUUGAACAAUCUAUCCGGUUUGAAUUUAAGGCAUCCAACAAUCAAGCUGAAUAUGAAGCUUUACUCGCCGGUCUCAGGCUAGCAAAGGAGAUGGGAGUUAAACGCAUUACUAGUUGGAGUGAUUCAAAAAUUGUAACCGAACAAGUUAACGAUACAUAUCAGGUUAGGGACUCGGUCAUGCUUAAAUAUUACCAGGAAUUCAAGAAAAUAAAGGCAGAGUUUGAGGAGGUAUGUAUUCGGUACACACCAAGAAACAUGAACGAACGAGCCGACAGGCUAGCUAGGCUGGCUAGCCAACGGAAACCAGGGCAGUUGCAGAGCGUGGUUCACCAAGAAAUCAUCCAACCCAGCAUCGCCAGACAAGAAUGCAUGGAUAUAGAAAAUUUAUCCCAUAAUUGGAUGACCCCACUCAUCCGGUACCUCACUGAUGGCAACUUACCAGAGGAUACAGCUUCAGCUAAGAAAAUAAAAGCACAUGCAGCCAAAUACCUUCUUCUCGGCAAAGAAUUGUAUCGAAGAGGAAUUUCAACCCCUAUGCUUAAAUGCCUAGACGACGAUCAAGCUAACUACGUCAUAAGAGAAAUCCAUGAAAGUAUUUGUGGUACCCAUUCGGAUGGACGAACUAUGGCAGCGAAAGUCCUCAGCGCCGGAUACUACUGGCCAACAAUAACUCAAGAUUGUCAUUUGUUUGUAAAACAAUACAUUCCCUGUCAACAACACGGUCCUCACCUGCAUCAACACGCCGAUACUGUUCGCCACAUUAGCUCUCCCUGGCCUUUUGCCAUUUGGGAAAUGGACCUCCUCGGUCCUUUCCUUUUAGCAAAAGGGCAAUGUAAAUUUCUCCUCGUCACCGUGGAUUAUUUCACCAAAUGGAUUGAGGCCGAACCCCUCGCCACCAUCACGGCUAACAACGUGAAGAAAUUCACUUGGAAAAACAUCAUUACACAGUUCGGCCUCCCUCAUGCACUAAUUACAGAUAAUGGGUUUCAAUUUACAGAUCGUCGAUUCAAUAAGUUUCUGGAAGGCCUGCAUAUCAAACACAGAGUUACAUCUGUUGAACAUCCUCAGACUAAUGGCCAGGCCGAGACCGCAAACAAAGUGAUCUUACAUGAAUUAAAAAGGAGGCUGGGUUCGGCAAAGGGAGAAUGGGCAGAGAAACUGCCCGAGAUAUUAUGGGCUUAUCGAUGCACGCCGCAAACCACAACAAAAGAAACUCCCUUUCGGCUUACCUAUGGUACUGAUGCCAGUAGAGAUUGGGGAACCCUCAUUCCGGAGGGAGAAUUUCGAAGAAUCGGCUAA